Molecule: messenger RNA, 819 nt
Organism: Cutaneotrichosporon cavernicola
Lineage: Eukaryota; Fungi; Basidiomycota; Tremellomycetes; Trichosporonales; Trichosporonaceae
Exons: 2
Coding region: 1-819 (272 amino acids)
Source: RefSeq, a predicted model, not a curated record
AUGACCGACUCAAAUUCGUCGUUUCGCGACAUGAUACGCGCCAAGAACUCGGCCCCCAGCCAGGGGUGGCAGGGUCCGCGCACAAAGUGGUCCGGGACGCGUGACAACUCGUCGUCCUACGUCGACCCACACCCUGCACCUCCCUCCGGGCCCUCCAGCGCGAACCCAUACUCCUCGAGCGGACCGUACGCCUCAUCACACCAGCAGAACGUAGCAUCGGGGAUCAACGACGACGCUGGGCACUCGCGCUCCCGCGACGCCGGUUCGCGCUUCGCCGAGCGCUAUUCUGGCCAGCGCAAUCACCGUACGGACCCUCCUCCUGCCGAGCCCAAGAAGGGCGGCUGGAGUUCGUGGCUUGGUGGGAAUAAGUCUAGCGAACCCAAGCCGACAGAUUCUAGAGCCCAUGAACCAGAACAAAAGUCACACAGCCGGGGUUCGGAGGAGCGCCAGAUGCCCGACCGCCCGCGGCGUGGACGAUACAUUCCCCCCUCGGAGCGCAAGCCUGGCGACCCCAUGUUCGAGCCCGUCGCACCGCCUCCUAAACGCGGGCCACGUACCACCGACUCUGAUGAUGAGGACGAGCCGGACCCGAACGAUAACAGUUGGGGUGCGUGGGCGUCGCGGCAGACCAAGGCGGCCAACGUUAUGAUGCAGCAGGCCAGCGACAAGCUCAAUGAGGGAUGGGAUAGCGUCAACGACGCAAACAAGCGCGAUAAGGCGCUCACUAAUGUGGGCAACGGUGCAGUCAACGCCGCCGGCACAGCUGUCAAGUACACCGCCAAGGGUAUUUGGAACGUCGGCAAGGCCGCGAUGAAGUAG